Dalotia coriaria is the source of this 1655-nucleotide messenger RNA. RefSeq names its product oocyte zinc finger protein XlCOF6.1-like. Gene Ontology annotation, cellular component: nucleus. Lineage: Eukaryota; Metazoa; Arthropoda; Insecta; Coleoptera; Staphylinidae. The transcript has 2 exons. The record is from RefSeq and is a predicted model, not a curated record. Gene Ontology annotation, biological process: regulation of transcription by RNA polymerase II. Gene Ontology annotation, molecular function: DNA-binding transcription factor activity, RNA polymerase II-specific. The coding region runs from base 194 to 1357 and encodes 387 amino acids.
AUUUGUUUGGUGCAAGCGCAGCGGGCGCGCUCCUCAAUGUCGUUUUUUAUGUUCACGUUGUUCACGGCAAGUAAGUUUAACUCGUGCAACUGAUAAGUGCCUUCUACCUGCCGCGCGAAACGCGCCUCCAUGCCUCAUCUCACUGAUCAACAAGUGUCUGGCAAUUGUUUUACCAACAUAAUUACGUUUUAAAAUGACCGCCAAUAGUGCCAUUCCAACCAACGUGUCCACCGUGCGUUCACACAAGAUGGAAUUGUCGUCAACCACAACCCUAAAGGAGACUGAAACAGAUAUAUCUGAAUUGGAUUCACCACAAAAAAAAGUAAUUAACUUACAUCCCAAGGUAGCCAUCCUGCAGGCAUUGGGCCUGAUGCCAAUUUCCGAGGACAUCUACAACAACAAUGAGACUGAACCAGAAACAAAUGAGAAACUGAUUGUACUCCAGUGUCAGGAGUGCAAAGAAUAUUUCAAAACACAAACCUCAUUGAAGAAGCACUGUGCUGAGGACCAUAGCAUUCCACUGAUAUACUACUGUAAGUUUUGUACGAUUUUAUUCGAAACGCGUGCGGAACUUCAAGCGCAUAAAGACGAAGCUCACAACGGCCAAAAACCUUACACCUGUACCAUGUGUCCACUGAGUUUUAUUAGUUUGGACACACUCACUGCUCAUGUACGCCGGCACAAUGGCAAAGCGCCUUACACAUGCAAAAUCUGCGAGAAAGGAUUCGACUUAUUCAAAGAAUACAGAAAACACAAAGAACUCCAUCAACUUGUUAAACCCACACCAGUCAAAAACCACGAGAAAAAAUUCGCGUGCAAAAUCUGCGAUCGAGCAUUUCGUAAACCUUGCGAUUUACAGCGUCAUAUUCGUGUCCACACUGGCGAAAAACCCUACGCAUGUUCAGUAUGCGGAAAUAGGUUUCAACAGGCGCACAAUUUAACCAAACACAUGAUCAUUCACACCAAAGAAAAACAGUAUGAAUGCGAUUUGUGUAAAAAGAUUUUUGGCCGAAAUGAUGUUUUACGGAGACACAUGUUAACCCACUCAAUUCACAAACCAUUCGAAUGCAAAGAAUGCAAUUUGAGUUUUGCAAGGAACUCACAACUUCUGGAACAUUUGAAAAAACAUCCACACGAUGAUAAACCUCAAGUAAAACCGGCCGAGACUGAUAGUAAAGUUGUAAUGGAAAUACCAGAAGAAGACGAGGCGAAAUACGAUGUGCAUAUACAAGAAACAAAGCAACAGAAACCAAAAAAAGCUGGCAGGAAACGACAGAUUAAAGAAGAAGUACAAGCAGUAGAAUCACAAGUCAAAAGGAAACGUGGGCGCCCGAAGAAAAGCCCUGGAAAAGCGUAAAAGUUUCUAUUUUGUAACAAAAAGACAAUACCAAUUUUAUUUUUGCGAUUAUGAUAAUCUCUAUGUUUGAAGCAGAAAAAAGUGCAAAAGAAUGCAUUGCUUAUUUUUAUCGAAAUCUCUAACGUGUGAGAAAGUUUGUGCCUUAAUCAAGUAACAAGUGGCUUAUUAAGUGGAGGACAGGAAUCGGGGAUAAAUUAAGAAACCAGAAUGCAAUUAUUUUUACAUUAAGAUGAUGGUUACUGUCUUAAAACUGUUAUCUUUAUAUUAGAAAUAAAUCUUACGUUGGAAUUUUUCACAA